Molecule: messenger RNA, 3790 nt
Organism: Rhincodon typus (whale shark)
Lineage: Eukaryota; Metazoa; Chordata; Chondrichthyes; Orectolobiformes; Rhincodontidae
Gene: ltv1
Product: LTV1 ribosome biogenesis factor
Exons: 11
Coding region: 172-1596 (474 amino acids)
Biological process (GO): ribosomal small subunit export from nucleus; ribosomal small subunit biogenesis
Cellular component (GO): preribosome, small subunit precursor; cytosol; nucleus
Source: RefSeq, a predicted model, not a curated record
GCCUUCAAAGUUCCAGCCAAUCGAAGUGGAGAGCGCGGCCGCAUGGUGGCCUAGAGAGAGGUUUUUUUGUUGUUUCUGAGGAAUUCGGUUCCUGUCCUUAUCGGAGAUUCGCCCGCGCCUGGGGGAAUCGAGGGGCUAAUUCCCGGAGUCGGGCGGCAUCAGCCAGCGACCAUGCCUCACCGGAAGAAGAAGCCCUUCAUUCAGAAGAAAUCAGCGGUGACAUUUCACCUGGUGCACAGAAGCCAAAAGGAUCCACUGGUUGCAGACGAGAACGCCCCCCAGAGAGUACUGCUACCAGCAGAGAGAGCAGAUAUACAAAAGAGGAAGGAAGAGGAGAGGAAAUAUGGCGUCUUCUUUGAUGAUACUUAUGACUACCUGCAGCAUCUGAAAGAGGCAUCUCCAGUUGCUGAGCUUGUGGCCUCUAGCGUAUCCCAGAAGGACUGCCGAGACACCAUAACCACGGGAGAUGGAGACGUCCAGGAGGAGGUGCAACAGAUUCCCGUUCACUCCAUUAAUCUGCCAUCAUCAGUUUUUGCUUCAGAGUUUGAAGAGGAAACUGGAUUGCUGAACAAAGCAGCCCCUGUACGAGGACCUCGCCUAGACCUCGAUCCGGAUAUUGUCGCUGCUCUCGAUGAUGAUUUUGAUUUUGACGAUCCAGACAACAUUUUGGACGAUGACUUUGUGGUGAAGGCUGUUGGGAGAGGGAGUGCAGAGAAUGCUGAAGUGGAUUCCGAUGAGGAGGAGUGGGAGGAUAUAGAGGAUGAAGACUUCGACUCAGCUGGUGCCCUCUCUGAUGAUGAUGAUGAUGAUGAUGGCUCAAAGAUUAUUAAUUUUGAAGGCAGGGUGAGGGAGUUCCCCUUCAUGGAGGAGGAAACCAGGAGUUGCUUCACUGCCUACUCCAUGACAUCGUCUGUGAUGAGACGAAACGAGCAGCUCACCCUGUUGGACGACCGGUUUGAGAAGCUGUACGAAGAGUAUGACGAUGAUGAGAUCGGAGCUCUGGAUCAUCAUGAACUCGAGGGUCCAAUUCAGGUGGACAGCGCACGACUGGAUGACGUUAUCAGUGAUUACCACAUGCAGAAAGCAAAAGACUGUCAAAUGCCCGAUGACCUGGGGCCAAGGGGCAAUGUUCUGUUAAAGGGAGAUGAAGAAGAGGAAAACGAGGAGAUUGAAGUUCUUGUCCUUGAGGAACCAACUGAGCAAUGGGACUGUGAAUCCAUCCUCAGCACCUAUUCAAAUUUAUACAACCACCCGAAGCUGAUAACUGACCCACCUAAGCUCAAUCCAAUCAAGGUAUCAAGAAAAACUGGGAUUCCCUUGGAUGUUUUACCAAAAAGGAGUCUGACUGCUAAACAAUUGGAGCGAAUGGAAAUGAUUAAUAUCAGUGACAUCCCCAGAGCCUCGACACAGUCACGUCCACGGAAUGAGAGCAAAGAAGACAAGAAGGUCCGGAAACAGAAAAUUAAAGGAGAAAGGAAGGAACGAAGACAGGAGAAAAAAGCAAACAGAAAUGCAUUUAAAAUGGAGAAAGCAAGACAGGAACAAGUGGUGCUGAACCUGAGACAGAACUUGCAGGGAAUCAAACUAGAAUUAUAGUAUAUAAGGCUUGUCCCUCUGCCACUGGACAUUGGAUAAUGGAGAGAAUUGGUUGGAGGUUCAGUUACUCACUAACAAUUCAAAUGAAAGGAUAACAUUUGCACCUCCACUGCCUCUGACCAUCAAACAAACCAAUGGACUUGAAUCCUUUCCAAGAUUCCCAAACCUGUGGCCCUCCUUGCAAUGAUUGCAGCAUGGACCUGGAUCUUUCCUCAAGUGAAACUCACCCUUUCGUCAAAGGAUGAAGCUUCAUUGGGAUGUGUGCAGAGUGUUCUCCUUAACUCCAAUCAAGUUCGGCAAGCAAUGGCUCUUUCAUUUGUGGAUAUUUAUCCCACGACAGACAGUUCAUAAAAAAAUUUGUGCCUCUAUUUAUUUAUGGAAUGCUUUUGAGUUUUCUCAGCCAACAGGAUGAUCAGUUUAAUUUACGUAACAUUUUGCAAUGAAGUUGUCCCAUUGGCUAUGUCUGUUUGGUUGGUUGGACAGCUGGCUAGUGACACCAACAGCAUGGGUUCAAUUCCCAAACUGGCUGAGGUUACUAUGUAGGACUCUCCUUCUGAACCUUUACCCUCACUUGAGGUGCAGUGACCCUCAGGUUAAACCACCACCAGUCGUCUCUCCCUAGAAAGAGCAGCCCUGUGGUCUGUUAAGACUGUGGCAACUUUUCCUUUACCUUUAGUGACUAUUCCAGGCAGCAGAAGAUGGCCUGAGUAGGAGCUGGGCUCUUGACUUUCAGGGUUAGGUCAGGGGCUCGCUGGAAGAUGUGAUGCCUCAAUCUGGCAUGCAGACGAUGCAGCGCUGCUGAGAUACCGUUCUUUGAAUGAGAUAUUUCAAUUGAUGCAAUGCAAAAGUUAUGAGUUUUUGUGAAAUGAUUGCAAAACUACUUACAGUAACGGUAGUGACAGCACGAAGGUGGGGGACAUAAAUUUAUGAUGAUGAUUAAAAGAUGCAGAUGGUGAGAAAUAUAGUGAAGUAUGUCCUGAAUGUGCUACCUGAAAGAAUAAUGAAGAGAAUUCAGUAAUCAGUUUAAAAAGGAAAUUGGUUAAAUUCUUGAAUGGGGAAAGGUUUGCAGAGUUAUUGGCAAAGUGCAGAUAAAUGGAACUAAUCAAAUAGAUUUUUCAAACAGCCAGCACAGGUACAUAUGGGCUGAGUAGCCUCCUUCUGUACUGUGUAAUUUGUGGUACUUCAACCUAGCAAUGAGCUCCUUCUCCAGACUAGUUGUGAUGUUUCUCUGUGGUGGUAUGAGAUGUGCAACCUCUGUGUCUUCGUUGCCUCUCCAGAUGUGUAGCGAAUGCAGCCAGGAGGAUGAGGUACAGUUGAGCAUCAUCAAGCACUGAUCGUAACUAGUAUAAGUCAGCUACAGUAACGCAUUUUAAAACCCAAACUGCAGACAUUUUCCACACUCUUGUCAUUUAACUGGUACCACUUCAGCAUUUUGUUUGAGAGAGGAAGCAGAGCGAGUGUUGUGUUCGCGUGCGUGUGUGUGUGUGUUUCUCACAGUGCCUUCACCUCCCCAAGUCAUUGCCCUCCGUGACAGGCCCUGUGCAGCACAGAGCAUGUGGAAGCAGGAAGCAAAAGUUAGUGGACGGGAUGUGCCAUUGCCGUGCUGGUUCUGGUGCGUGAGGAAGACAUCAGUGUUAGCUGUGGACCUGGUGUCACAGGGACAUUUUGUUUACUCUUUUCUCAUUUAUCGUACAAUAUAGGGCAGCAAUUCAGAGAAUGAAGGUCCUACAUGGUAGGUAAUAACUUUCUGGAAUUGCUCAAUGGCCUGACACUUCAGAUAAACUUUCAGAAUCGUUUGUUUGAACUUGUAGUUUCCACCAAUGACUAUCUUUUUGUAAGCUUUGCAAUAGCAGGAAGCAGGCAGCUGUUUUUAAAGAAUCAUGAGACGUGGGUGUUGCUGCUAAAGCCAACAUUUGUUGCCCGUGUAUAUUGCCCUGGAGAAUGUAGUAAUAAACUGCCCCCUUAGCUACACGUGAGAAUCUUGUAAGGCCUUUGCAGGUACACAAAGGCCAACCACGUUGCUAUGGAUCUAGAAUUGCAAACAGCUCAGAACUGGGUACAUUCCCUUCCCUAAAGGAACAGGUUUUACCACCUCCUUCAGGAAUCCCCUUGAUUUUCCGGGAAUCAAAGGCUUAUUCUCUUGAUAUUACCGUAAGCAAUUAGGGGCAUUAAAAUAAAGUGAUUUCUUACUUUC